This is a messenger RNA of Gongylonema pulchrum, 579 nucleotides long. The record is from the annotation of a GenBank genome assembly. NCBI's taxonomy places the organism in Eukaryota, Metazoa, Nematoda, Chromadorea, Rhabditida, Gongylonematidae.
AUGAGACCAAUUGUGAUGUCAGGCCCGUCCGGAGGAGGAAAGAGUACUGUUAUCACAAAAGCUAUGGAAGCUUUUCCAAAUGCAUUUGCCUUCAGCGUUUCACAUACAACUCGAUCACCACGUCCGGGAGAGGUGAAUGGGACACAUUACUGGUUUGUAUCCAAAGAAAAAUUUGAAGAAAUGAUUAAAAAUGGCGAAUUCUUGGAGUACGCAACCUUCGGUGGCAAUAUGUAUGGCACAUCUAAAAAGGCAGUCGAAGAUGUACUAACAACUGGACGUAUAUGUAUCUUGGAUGUGGAGUUGCAAGGAGUACGCAGCAUACACAAAUGUGGAUUGGAUGCAAAAUAUAUUCUUGUAAGGGCACCCAGUUUGGAUGUUCUGGAGCAACGCUUGCGUUCCCGCAAUACCGAGAGUGAAGAUUCGCUCAAGAAACGACUAAAGCACGCUAAGGAAGAUUUAGAUGCUGCGGAUGCCGAACCAAGUUUAUUCGAUUUUAUGAUAGUGAACGAUGACCUGGAACGUGCAUAUGGCGAAUUUCUAAGCGCUAUUCAUGAUGAACUCAGUGCAGUUACCGCCUGA